AUGGCGCCCACAACGAUCAUCUGUAUCGGCAUGGCCGGGUCCGGCAAGUCCACGUUCAUGCAGAGACUCAACUCGCAUCUCCACGCCAAAAAAACCCCGCCAUACGCCAUAAAUCUUGACCCUGCCGUUUUGAAAGUGCCUUUCGGCGCCAACAUUGAUAUCCGGGAUUCGGUGAAGUACAAGAAGGUUAUGGAGAAGUACAACUUGGGGCCGAACGGAGCCAUUGUCACGUCCUUGAAUCUUUUCUCCACCAAGAUCGACCAGGUGAUCGGGCUCGUGGAGAAGAAGUCCGACCAGUACAAAAACGUCAUCAUCGACACGCCCGGGCAAAUCGAGUGUUUUGUGUGGUCGGCCUCGGGCGCCAUCAUCACGGAGGCGUUCGCGUCCACUUUCCCCACGGUGAUAGCGUAUAUUGUGGACACGCCGCGGACGGCGUCGCCCACCACCUUCAUUUCCAACAUGUUGUACGCGUGCUCGAUCUUGUAUAAGACCAAGUUGCCCAUGAUCAUUGUGUUCAACAAGACGGACGUCCAGAAGGCCGAUUUUGCCAAGGAGUGGAUGCAGGACUUCGAGCUGUUCCAGAUGGCCUUGGCCAAGGACCAGGACUUGAACGGCGAGGACGGCACGUCUUCAGGGUACAUGAGCAGCUUGGUCAAUUCCAUGUCUCUUAUGCUCGAGGAGUUCUAUUCGCAGCUCGACGUGGUGGGCUGCAGCGCAUACACUGGCGAAGGAUUUGACGACUUCAUGGAUGCCGUGGACAAGAAGGUGGACGAGUACGACGAGUUCUACUUGGCCGAGCGCGAGCGGAUCCUUAAGCAGAAGGAGGACGACGAGAAGAAGCGCAAGGCGUCGUCGCUCAACAAGUUGAUGAAGGACUUGGACAUCAAGGACCAGAACGCCGAGGAUUCCGCGGUGCUUUCCGACUACGAGGAGGCAGACGACGACACCAACGGCGAGGUCGAGCGUGACGACGACGAGGACGUGCAGAGGGAGUACACGUUUCCGGAGGACCGCAACAGCGAGCUCGGCAGCACGGAUGCAGACCUACAGGCGCGGUACCAGGCGGCGUUCGAGGCGUCUGCCAAAACCGCGUCUUCCAAGACGGCCGAGUCCAUUGCACAGUAUAUUAAGCAGUAG
Molecule: messenger RNA, 1137 nt
Organism: Metschnikowia bicuspidata var. bicuspidata NRRL YB-4993
Lineage: Eukaryota; Fungi; Ascomycota; Pichiomycetes; Serinales; Metschnikowiaceae
Product: GTPase
Exons: 1
Coding region: 1-1137 (378 amino acids)
Molecular function (GO): GTPase activity
Source: RefSeq, a predicted model, not a curated record